Molecule: messenger RNA, 1908 nt
Organism: Serendipita indica DSM 11827
Lineage: Eukaryota; Fungi; Basidiomycota; Agaricomycetes; Sebacinales; Serendipitaceae
Source: the annotation of a GenBank genome assembly
AUGACGACGGCACCUCCAUAUCGGUAUGCGAUGGGCAACCAGCCCGGGAAUCCGCGCCAAAUGGGACCACCACAGGCAGGACCUCCGUUGGAUGGUCAUGAAUGUCAAUUGGUUUCUUAUCCCGGGUCCCAACAACCGGAUGAUUCUCUCCUAGAGUCUGGCUUGGAACCGGACGUGACAUGGGCGAUGAAGCACCUGUUGCAUGCCACUGCGUCUGAGAGAUUUCUGCUUGGAAAGUAUCCAGCGCUCGUUCCAGCCCUCAUUCGGUACCCUGAAUGGUUCCUCGAACACGCAGACGAAGAAGACGGUUCGACAUGGUGCCCCAAUCCAGAAUUCACUACUAAUCGACGGUUUGCACUCAACUCUCUCCUCAUCAUCAAGAAUUUAUCCAUGAGCGAAGAAAAUGCGGCCAUCUUGGCGCGAAUGGAACGCAUCAGAACUCUCGUCUUUGACAUUAUGGAAAAAUGCCAGCGACCGACAGAUUCGACUCUCGAGUUUUUGCUCGGUGCAAUCGACAUCUUUCGAUAUACGAUAACGAAAUGGCCGGCCUCGCCCGUCCCCGAAAAGACCAAAGUGCUCGUCGACAUUGUCGGGCGGUCAAACGACAGAGCCAUCAUGAUCUCUGGAUGGUCCGCACUGCACAAUCUUCUCGACACGUUUACAAAUGUGACGCACGUCACGCCCGAAUCGAGUGCGCUCAACGCUGCCAUUCGCGUUCUCCCCCUUCACUUUGACCAGCCUCUUUCGACGGCGGCAUUGGAUUACAUUCUCGCACAUGUCUCAAAUCCCGCACUGGCAAAGGCGUUUCUGCACCACCCUGAGAUGCCACAAGCCCUCAAGUUGUUGACGUACCAGCUGAUAUUCGAUCAGCAAAAGGUAUUGGAGUACGUCAAAGUUACAGUUGCGCAACCCUCGAAGACGGAGAUUGCCCAGAAUAAUGCAAUCGGGCCCUUGGAGCUGAAAAAGGAGGUCCUCGAUGAACUCUCUGCGUUACCCGAGCCCGACAGAGUUACUCAGUGGAUGCAACGCGCAUUCGAGGCCGUUCCUCAUGCCGAGAUUACACAAGUUGACUUUUGGAAUUUGUACAGAACAGCGUUUACAUCAUAUGGACCAGACACAAUGUUGCCCGCCACAGAUCUUAUCAAGCUCGUCACAAACGUUUUCCCGUCUGCCAUGCCCAUGGUAUCCCAAGGUGCGAAUGGGAAGCCGUCCAAAUUCAUCAUCAAGGGCCUCGAGCGACGCCGUGCAGUUGCAGAGGGACGAACCAAAUGUCACUGGGACCGGUGGAAAUGCCCUGAGCCGGCCUUUGAAACGGCUACUGCGCUCUACCGGCAUGUGAAAACUCACGUCAACUCGACUACCGUCCAGUGUCUCUGGGGUUCGUGCACGCACAUCAGUGCAUCUCCUAAACUAUUCCAUCGCCAUCUCCUCACUCACCUACCGCUCGACUUGGCGGGUCCACGACAUCCAGGACAGGUGGACGACGUGCUCGUGCCACCCAAUUCUCACGUCGAUCCAGGCGUUCCGACUGCACGUCCGGUACCUCCAGGACCUGCUCACAUCGUGAACUAUCCAAAGGCGACAACUGACCCACCUGCGGGUUCCUUCUCCGCGUUGCUCAUCAUGCGAAUACUCUAUCGGACCUCCUUUGUGCAGGCAGAAGUUGUACUCAAAACGGACGGCGAUCAUUUUGGAUUCCCUGGUAUCGAGCAACCGCUCAUUGAAGGUGAUACCGAAGUGGCGAUGGAGGAUCUAGGAUACGACACACUAGAAGGACAAAGAAAGGGUAAAGCUGCGUUCAAGGGUAUUGGUGGAAUGCUGUCCGGUGUGAUCAUACACGACGCCGCGAUUGCCGCUUGGAUAGACGAAAUGCUAGACUCGAUAAAGGCGCUCCCUUUGUCGCAAUAA